AUGGAUGUGGCAGUGGCAGCUUCUUCGCCAUUGUUCUUCUCAUUUCCAGCACCUGCUCUUUCUACUUCUUCAAUUUCAAUUCCAAAAGCAGCACUAGCUCAUAAUCAUCGUCAUGUUCAAGCGAUUCGUCACAAGAGAACAUCUUUACCCGCAGCAAUUUCUUCCUCCCCAAUUGCGACUGCUACAAUGGACUGCGAAAUCGAACUGGAGAAUAGAAAAUUUGAUUUGCUCUCUGCUGUUAAUGACACCAAUCGUGGCCUUGCCGCUACUCCAGAUCAACGCUCUUCCAUCGAGGAGGCCCUAGUGAGGGUGGAAAGCUUCGAUGCCGGAGAGCCAGUUGAGUUGGACAUAUUGGACGGCACAUGGCGUUUGCAGUAUACAUCCGCCCCUGAUGUCCUCAUUCUCUUCCAAUCCGCUGAAACUCUUCCCUUCCUUCAGGUUGGGCAAAUUUUUCAGAAGUUUGAAUGCCAGGAUAAAAAUGGCCAAGGUAUUGUUCGCAAUGUAGUUAGAUGGAGCAUCCCCAAUUUUCUCGAGGAGCAUGAAGGUGCGACACUGCUCGUGUCAGCAAAAUUUUCAGUUGUUUCUAAGCGUAACAUCUACCUCGAGUUUGAAGAGAUAACUAUUCAGAACAUAAAGAUCAGCGAAGAGUUGCAAGCUCUAAUAGCUCCAGCAUUACUACCACGGACCUUUCUGAGUUUACAGAUCUUGCAGUUUAUCAAAACUUUCAGAUUUCAAGUUCCUGUCGCCAGUCCACAGAGGCGGUCUGUCGGCGGGCUAUAUUACCUUUCAUACCUCGAUAGCAAUAUGCUUUUAGGCCGUGCAGUUGGAGGUGGUGGUGUUUUCAUUUUCACUAGGGCUCAUGCCUCUAUCUGA
Messenger RNA from Fraxinus pennsylvanica, 873 nucleotides. Lineage: Eukaryota; Viridiplantae; Streptophyta; Magnoliopsida; Lamiales; Oleaceae. The record is from the annotation of a GenBank genome assembly.